Chroicocephalus ridibundus (black-headed gull) is the source of this 2296-nucleotide messenger RNA. RefSeq names its product cysteine rich secretory protein 2 (gene CRISP2). Bases 16 to 2148 code for a protein of 710 amino acids. The transcript has 21 exons. Gene Ontology annotation, cellular component: extracellular region. The record is from RefSeq and is a predicted model, not a curated record. Lineage: Eukaryota; Metazoa; Chordata; Aves; Charadriiformes; Laridae.
AAACACAUUCAGAGGAUGCCAACAAGGCCAGCUUCCUCAAAUGACACAGGAAACAGAAGAGCUAUAAAUCACUCGCCGGUGAACAACCCUGGUCACUUCCACAACCACCUGCAGAAGGACAGAAGAAACUUCCGAUCUUCCUGGAAACACAAGAUGAUUCUGCCAGUGGUGUUCCUGUGUCUUGCAGCUGUGCUGCCUCUGUCCGCUGGAGUGGAACCUGGAGGUUUUGAUGCUCUGUCAACUAGCAGAGCAGAUCAGCAAAAGGUGAUUGUUGACAAACAUAAUGCCCUCAGGAGAGGAGUAAAACCAACUGCCAGCAACAUGUUGAAGAUGGAAUGGUCUUCUCCAGCUGCAAAGAAUGCCCAAAACUGGGCCAAUCAAUGUACUUUAAGUCACAGUCCUGCUAACAUGAGGAAAACUACUGUAGUAUGCGGUGAAAACCUCUUCAUGUCAACUGCCCCUUUCUCGUGGCCAGAUGCUAUUCAGGCCUGGUAUGAUGAGGAGAAAGAUUUUGCCUAUGGAACUGGAGCAAAAACACCAGGUGCUGUGAUUGGCCAUUACACUCAGGUGGUUUGGUACAAUUCUUAUCAAAUUGGAUGUGCUGUCGCUUUCUGUCCCAACAGUAAAUACAAGUACUUUUAUGUCUGCCAGUACUGCCCUGCGGGGAAUCUAGUAAGUUCAAUUCCCAAGCCCUACAAAAAAGGAGUACCCUGUGGUGAUUGCCCUAAUGCUUGUGAGAACGGAUUAUGCAGCUCUUUCCUGGCUGCACGGUGCAACAGUUCGUUCCCAAAAAUUCAAGAAAAAGAUAUUAUGGAUUUCCUGACUUUGUGUGUGUGUCCACCUCCUCUGCUGCAUCACCUUGCUAGACAGGAAACAACAGGUGAUGCACAUGCAGAUCUUAUGAGGGACAGAGAUCAUCUGUGCCCUCAGCUGGUCCAAGAAAUGCUCCAGAUCCUCAUGUUUGAUACCCUGAAAUCCAGCUUUGGCACCCGCAAUCCUCUGUUUGGCACCCAGGCUGCUCGCACAGUGCCUUACACAAGAGCUUGUGCAACAGCUCUGGAUUGCCUCCGGGAUCAGGCACAGCCUCAGGGUGAAGGAGAGACUGACCGUGCAGUCACAAAACAGAUUCGCACCAUUACCAUCAGACGGACCAGUACGAACAAGGAGCUGCAUUUCCUUUCUUCUCCCUCCCCACCAAACCCACAUUUGGUUGCUAUAAGAGGUGAACGAGUGUAUGAGCUCAAUUAUGGGCAAGUAGCAGGUGUGUUUGAAAGACAAAAUAGCAGUUGUGCAGUGUACCUGGAUAUUCCACGUAAAUGGAAUACAUAUGGUAUGUGCAGUAUUGUCCAUCGUCAUUCCUAUGGUUCCUGCAUAUCAGACUGUGGAAUGGCUCAGAUUCAGCAAGAGAUGGAUCUACUAACUGCAAUCGUUUUCCUGGCUGCUUUGCUACACCAAUCUGAUGGACAGAUUUUUCAGUAUAAACAAAUUGGCAUUUCCUCCUUUCCUCAUUCUAAGUUUCAAAACCAAAACCAGAUCGUUGAGCAACACAAUGAAAUACGGAGAUCUGUAUUUCCCACGGCCACGAACAUGCUGAAGAUGGUGUGGAGUGAGAAAGCUGCCACAAGUGCUCAGAAAUGGGCAAAUAAGUGUGGGAUGAAAAUCAGUCCAAAAGAACAGAGAAUCGUUAAUGGUAUCACCUGCGGUGAGAAUGUAUUACUGUCAUCUUACCCAAGAACAUGGGAUGAAACAAUUAGAGUCUGGCACAGUCAGUCUUCCAAUUUCAAGUACGGAUUUGGAGCAACUGCGAAAAACGUCAAUAUCGAAAGCUUCACUCAGCUAAUCUGGUACAACAGCUACCAGAUUGGAUGUGCAGUCGCCUACUGUCCUAGGAGCCAGUUCAACUACUUUUAUGUUUGCCAAUACUGUCCUCCAGGAAAUAAUGCAAUGCAAAUAGCUACACCUUACAAAAGCGGACCAAAAUGUGCAGACUGUCCCGGCCACUGUGACAGAGGGCUUUGCACCAAUCCUUGCAAGCAUCAAGACUACUUUGGAAAUUGCAGAAAUCUGAAAAUCUUGUUUAGCUGUAACCAUUCCCUGGUGAGGAACAAGUGUCCUGCUACCUGUAGAUGCACCACUCAAAUCGUAUAACGUCCUGGUGGAUGUGAUUAUGGCUGCUGCGAGACUGAUUAGGAAAGAGUAGAACUCACUGUGAGGUGUAUUCACUCUCAGCGCAUCAGCUCAGAUUGACCUAUAGGAAACACUUUUUUUCUGAAAUCUCACCAUUACUUCGGUCCUA